Messenger RNA from Aethina tumida (small hive beetle), 3285 nucleotides. It is a transcript of the gene Ube4A, whose product is annotated as ubiquitin conjugation factor E4 A. The record is from RefSeq and is a predicted model, not a curated record. Gene Ontology annotation, molecular function: ubiquitin-ubiquitin ligase activity. The transcript is spliced from 11 exons. Gene Ontology annotation, cellular component: nucleus; ubiquitin ligase complex; cytoplasm. Gene Ontology annotation, biological process: protein polyubiquitination. Lineage: Eukaryota; Metazoa; Arthropoda; Insecta; Coleoptera; Nitidulidae. Bases 114 to 3155 code for a protein of 1013 amino acids.
AGAUAUUCAAUUCGUAUUGAAUUAUGAUGUCGACAUGUUUUGCAUUAAUUUAACAUUUUAAUUAAUUGUCUUCGUGUUUUAACAAUAAAUUUUAAUUAAUUAAUAGUUUUAAAAUGUCGGACACCAAUCCGUUUUCAGCAUUGUUUGGUGCAAGUGCCACAAACAGCACAGACAUUGAUGAAUCGAGCCCAAAGGGCCCAGUAGCUAGUCAAGAAAAUGUACAACCUGAAAUAGCCCCUUUGUCGGAAUUGCUCGAACGGAUAUUUAUGUUUUCUACCAACUUGGAAAGAGCAAUGGCAACCGAUAGAUUAUACAUGGAAGAGUUUAAUUUUGUAUUUCAAAAUGAUGAAUUAACUUUAGAUAACUUGCAACACGCGAUUUUUGAACGUGCUUUUAUGUGCAACACGGACAAUGAUUACUUGACUAUAUAUGCUUCAAAAUACCCCAACAGCCCCAAAUUUGAAACCCGGGUGUUGUUUUACUUCUAUAACUCGUACCAAAGACUAAGGAAUUGUACACAACUGGGUGAAAAUGAGAGAAAAGAAAUCAUUGAUUUAAUUUUGUCCAACUUUUCGACUGCCACUUUGCAACCUGACAUAUUUUGUGGACAAGACUUAGCAAAGCAAAUGCUUGAAAUUAUAACCAACUGUGAUCAAUACAGUGAAGAGUUCUUCACUGAAUGUUUGAGGAAAUCAUCUGAAACAAAAGAAGGUCAGGACAAAUCCUGUGAUUUAAUCCACAAAAUUUGUAAGAUAAUAAGAGACGAAAUAGUAAAUGAUGCACUGAUUGGCUUCAAGUUUAGAGUAUUUGAUGUAUUGAAGGUGUUGACCAAGGAGGAAUUUUUAGCUGAGUAUUUUAUGGAUUCCAUACAACCUAAACGGAUAAAUGUAGGGUCAGAUUAUGCUAAUACAGUGCUUGGUGCAUUAUUUAAUAUUUCAGUGUUGCCCAAAACUCCCAGUGGCACUUAUGAUCACUUUAGUGACCCAACAAACCCAGUGGUGAAUUCUCGAACAGAAGAGUUUUUGUGGUCUCACUUGGCGGAAAUUAACAGAAACAUUCAUUCAUUCAUACUAUUACUAUUAAAAAAAGGUCCAAAUGUUAAAGAGAAGAUGCUGAGUUGGCUUGGGGACUGCCUGAAAACCAACAUGCAAAGGGGGAAGAUUUGGAACUCUCAGGCUCCAUUGGAUCUAAAUCCUGCCAAUUAUAUGUCAGUGACUGAUGGAUUUAUGAUAAAUAUGUGCAAUGCUAUUUUGCGCCUGUGCCAACCCUUCACAUCCAACUUCAGGGAUCACAAAGUUUUGAAAGUUGACCCCACUUACUGUAGUGUACCAGAGGACAAGCUGAAAGAAAGAGGAAUCCACAUGUCAGAUAUGUACAAAGAAACAUGUUUACUGCCAACCGAGUCUGAAAAUGGGGUGAACGAAGAAAGACCCAGUGCAACGAGCUACAGUUUCGUCACUGAAUGUUUCUUUAUGGCUCACAGGACUUUAGACCUUGGUUUCAGGGUUGCAGUGGACAAACUAAUUAAAUUAAACCAUGAGAUGGUACGUAUGGAAAGGACGUUCAAUGAAGCUGCUGCUGGUGGAAGUAGUGAUGCUAUGAGAAGUGUACGUGAAGGACUCAAUGCCAAGUUAUCCAAAUAUCUUUCAUUAAAAUGCCAAUUGUCGGACCCUGAAUUAACAAACAAUAUGUUUGACCUUAUUUCUUCCACUUGUUACUGGCUUAGCCAAGUAGUUGUCCAUACUGAUUUCAAUAAUGGUAAUUAUGCACCAAUUAAUGAGGUAGAAAUAACAUUUCCACUGAGUGACGUCGUUCCAAACACUUUAAAAUGCAUUCCAGAAUUUUUACUAGAAAAUUUAGUGUCCUUUUUAACGUUUUUACGAAGGUUCAACCCGAAAGUAAUGGAAGAACACGGUUAUGACAAGCUAGAGCCCAUUCUCACCUGCAUUUUGAUACACAUGGGCUCGCAAAAAAUUGUUAAAAACCCACAUUUACGAGCCCGGUUAGCUGAAGGCUUGGAAUCCCUGUUGCCAUAUCAUAAAGACGAACCAUCUGGUCUGAACACAUUGGGUGGUUUUCAGAGGGAGAAGCUGUUUAGCAUUCAUCCACACUCUUUGCAAAUAGUUCCAAGUUUGCUGGAAGUCUUUGUUGGCAUCGAAAUGACUGGACAAAGUGUCGAGUUUGAACAGAAGUUCAAUUACAGACGUCCUAUGUAUGUUAUUAUUAAAUACCUUUGGGAUAUGUCUACUCACAUGGAUUGUUUCAAGAGGCUUGCUGAGUAUGCAGAACAAAAUAUGGAAGCAGUGAAUCCCCCGUUGUUUCUACGAUUUGCCAAUUUGUUAAUUAACGACGCUAUAUUUUUAUUGGAUGAAGCUCUAUCGAAUAUGGCCAAGAUUAAAGAAAUGCAGCAUCAACAAGAAACAGAAGAAUGGAGAAAGCUUCCGUCCCAGGAACGUAUGCAGCAAAUGGCCUACUUGCAGCACGUGGGAAUGCUGGCCCGGUUCGACAACAUCCUCGGCAGCGACACGAUCGGCACCCUCGUCAAGCUGACGUCCAAAAUCCAAAACGUAUUCACCCACUCGACAAUGGUGGACCGCAUCGCCGCCAUGCUCAACUACUUCCUGCUCAGCCUCGUCGGUCCCAACCAGAAGAAUUUCAAAGUGAACGACCCGCAGGAGUACAGUUUUGAUCCUAAGGCCACCGUCAUGGAUAUCUGUCGCAUUUACACGAACUUAAAGGACAACGACGCGUUUAUUUUGGCAAUAUCUCAAGACGGACGUUCGUACAGUCCGCAGCUGUUCACGUACGCUGAAGACGUGCUUGUGAGGAUCACCGGUGGGAUUCUGUUGUUGUCGGAAAUUAAGGAGAUCGCUGAGAGGGUGGAACUAAAGGCUGAGGAGUAUAAGGUCAGCGAGGAGGCGCUCGCUGAGGCUCCGGACCACUUCUUGGAUCCGAUAAUGUCCACGCUCAUGACUGAUCCGGUCAUUUUGCCCAGCUCCAAACAAACCGUCGAUAGGACCACUAUUGCCAGACAUCUUCUGAGUGACCAAACAGAUCCUUUUAAUCGUUCACCCUUGUCCAUGGAUCAAGUUAUUCCAAAUGUAGAACUGUUAAAUGAAAUACAACAAUGGUUGGCGGACAGAAAGUCACAUUGAAAUUGGGUGGCGGCUAUACCAUACAUCUUUGUUAUUUAUGAGAUUUUAUUGAUGUUUAUUUCCUUUGUUAAAUAUAUUUUGUCGGAAGUUUUUCCUUUGUAUGUGAAUAAAUAAACAUUUUUGUUUCGAA